Aspergillus calidoustus is the source of this 1233-nucleotide messenger RNA. Lineage: Eukaryota; Fungi; Ascomycota; Eurotiomycetes; Eurotiales; Aspergillaceae. The record is from the annotation of a GenBank genome assembly.
AUGUUGAAGCCUAGGAGACAGAGCAUCCCCGUGCCAUUCAUCGUCCGUCGGCGACUCUCCAUCUUGAUUCUUGUUGUUCUCUUCAUCUUUGUCCUCCACUGCCUCCCGUCGCAUAACAAGCGCGUCGUCGGUGGGAAAUGGCUGCCCGAUUAUGACGUCGAGGAGCGCCCGCGCUACCUGCAUCGUUCCUCGUAUCGACAAUCGCCUGAUUAUGCAUUUGAGCGCAGAGUUUCGGGGGCUCUCGAACAAAUCGAACGAAAUGCCAUCGCGGAGAAUGGCGACUUGCGCGCAGACGAUCGCAUUUGGCAGAUUCGACUCGGAACUCCGAAUACCGAGCGGGGGUCCGAUUCGCUGCAAUUUGAGGAGAAGAACAAGGAGUGGCAGUACACUUUAGUGACAGAUGCCCAAGCCGACGAGUUCAUCACAAAGACCCUCUCCACCGUCCCCGACCUCAAGAAGCUCUACGACUCCUAUCCAUACCACGUCAUCCGGUCGGACCUCCUUCGCUACCUCUUACUGUGGUACUACGGAGGCUACUAUGCCGACUCAGACGUCUAUCCCGCCAAAUCCAUCAAGUCGUGUCCCUCGCUGAAACCUGUAUUCGGGGACGCCAAUACUGCAAAAAACGUGUCGCUCGUUGUCGGAGUCGAGAUUGACGAACCGCACGCAUCGCCUCAGCUGAUGCACGACUGGCAUUGGAUCCGGACAUACGGGCUGAUCCAGUACAACAUCUAUGCGCCGCAGCGAUUCAGUCCGCUGCUCCGGGAGGUUAUCGUGCGCGUGCUGUCGCACACGCGUCAACAUAACCGACAUAGCAUACCCCUGAUAGGACCUCGAUAUAACGAAAAGACCAUCCUCGAAGUCACCGGACCGGGCGUCUUCACCGACGCAAUCCUCGACGCCUUAACCGACGAAUUACCGACGACACAUCCAUUAAUCAAGACGUCCGUCGACGCCGACGAGCCCUUCGGCGAUCUCGUCUCGCGCGCCGGCGCGCACUAUCGGCGAGUGACUUGGGCGCCGUUCCACAAGAUCCAGGAACCACUCUGCGUCGAUGCGGAUGAAGCUGCGGUCGGCAAGCGGAUGGGCGGGCUGUGCGUGCUUCCGAUCAACGCCUGGGGUAAUGGGCAGCGACAUAGUGGUGCGGAGAACUUUCAGAGUAAGCACGCUUGUAUAAAUCAUCGGUUUGGAGGGAGUUGGAAGAAGACUUGGUGGAGCAGCCAUUUUGGGUAG